Molecule: messenger RNA, 1803 nt
Organism: Rhizopus microsporus ATCC 52813
Lineage: Eukaryota; Fungi; Mucoromycota; Mucoromycetes; Mucorales; Rhizopodaceae
Exons: 9
Coding region: 130-1551 (473 amino acids)
Cellular component (GO): cytosol
Source: RefSeq, a predicted model, not a curated record
AAGGAUAAAAAUGAAAAAUUCAAGUACCUUUAAUAAAUCCCAAAAUAGAGGAUUAAAAAAAAGGGGACAUGAAAAAUAGUAAAUGGGAUGAUGAUUUAAACGCCGUCGCAUUGGGCUUUUUUUCUGAAAAUGACUUCAAACUUGAUUUUACAGUGCAUCGAGGGUCAAAUCACUUCUGAACAGCUUGAAAAAGAAUUAGAAGGCUUGAUUCAAGCAACACUAAGAGAUUCAUCUUUUCGAGUUCAACAAGGUGGUAAAAAGGAAUUCUGGCUUUCAUUUUGUCCAGCAAUCAACACAAUAGAAAAUAAACAAUGCAUUAUCAACCUGCUAAAGUUUGCUAGAAAUAUCGUUGCAGGAGAAUUAAGUAAUCAGAGACUUGCAUUUGAAAAUGGAGCGUUAGACAGUAUACAGAAAAGACUUUUAAACGAGGCAUACGACUAUCAGAAUGAUAAUACGCUAAUGUUACAAGUGAGUACACAAGCUAUUUGUAAUAUCAUUACUGGUAAUCCAAGUGUUAUCGAUUUUGUUUGGAAAGAAUGGAUGAUGGAUCAAUCAAAGGGUCGCAUUUGGUGUGAUAUACUAUCAAAAAAUAAUGAUGACUUGCUCACCAGUGUAUUUGUCCUUAUCAUUAAUUGUAUAUCACAAAACAAACAAAGAUGUGAAUGGAUGAUGGAAAGUGAGGUUGGAAGAAAACUAUUAGGCCAAGUGUUGGAUGACCUUGAGAGAUUACAUGAAAACCAAGAAAGCAAGAAUUUUGAAUUAGGCUAUGCUAUAUUCAGUGAAUUGUUUACCUAUGGCUAUUUUAGACAAUUAUAUACGCUAUUUAACAAUAACACGGAAGUGAUCAGUACACGACAAACCAUAUUACUCAAACUAUUAGAUUCCAAGAUCCAUACAUAUAAAGAUAUAUUACCGCCUUUUAUAAGUAGUAAUGAUUCCAAGUUCCUUUCAAAGCAAUUUGAGACAAUAGCCAAGGAAAUCAUUCAGGUCAUUGUAUCCGUAAAGGAAUCACAGCAACAAAAAUCUGAUUUACAAGUGGGCCAAAUGUCAAAUCUGUAUACAGCCAUCAUAUUACUAUUUCAAGUCAUCAAUCAAUUACUCUUAUUUGAAGCUAAAGAUUUGAAAUCGUCCAUGAUUGAGAUAGAUGCCAUGCGCUUGAUAGCAGAUAUCCUGGGCUCCUUACAGACAAUACAGCUACCACCUGCAGAAACCGAUCAUCCGGAACAAGGAUUUAACUUUCUCAAACGAGAAUGUGUACGAACGAUAGGAACUCUUUGUUAUGAAGAUAAAAUGAUGCAAGACAAGGCCCGUGAAAUAGGCGCUAUUCCUUUGAUAUUGAAUCAAUUUAAAAUAGACGAUUCUAAUCCAUAUUUAAGGGAAUAUGCUACGUUAGCCAUUCGAAAUAUUAUGAAAGAUAAUAUUGAAAAUCAAAAGAUGAUUGAGCAACUAGAGCCACAGCAAGUAGAGCAAACGGAUGAACUAGCGCAGAUGGGAAUCACGCCUGAAUUACUAAAAGAUGGAAAAGUGCGCAUUAAAAGAACAGAGCUAUAAGAAAAGGGCAGAAGGGAGAGAUAACAUGUGUUUGAUAAAAAAGUACAACUAGAACAAUUUGAUACAUAUACAAAAAUAAAAUGAGUCAAGACUAUUCUAAUCAAUUCAUAACAUCAACAUGAUAGCGUAUGCAUAAGCUACUUAUAAUCUAUUUAAAUAGGCGUUUCUCUGCUUCAGUCAUUUGUUCCUUCCCCCCCCCCCUUUUUUUAAUAAUUUCCCUUAUCUUUGUGCAAUGAAAUGCUUGAAGGAGAC